Colletotrichum destructivum is the source of this 1778-nucleotide messenger RNA. RefSeq lists its product as uncharacterized. Lineage: Eukaryota; Fungi; Ascomycota; Sordariomycetes; Glomerellales; Glomerellaceae. Bases 480 to 1751 code for a protein of 423 amino acids. The transcript has a single exon. The record is from RefSeq and is a predicted model, not a curated record.
UUUAUACUUCCUCCAUCUCUCUGUUGAAUUCGGAGCUAGCGAGUGGAAGCGUCCUGUCCCGGGGGGCUGUGACCGCCGCCGCCUCCGCCAUGGGCUUGGCUCAAGCAGACGAACGGCCUUCUUUCUCUUCGCCAUCCUUCGCGCCGUUCUUUCGUCAGCAGUCUUCGUCAUUGUCAGCAUUGUAAUCUCACCCUUUUUUGUUCCUUCACAUCCCUUUCUGUCUCUUCCCAUCUCCGACUCAUUCUAUCUCUCUCUCUCUCUUUUGUUUUCUCGCCACCUGAUAUGACAGCAUCUCGACCAACCACCUGCACCAUUGACGCCUUGCAACCCCACCAUCACCGUCCUAUCGCGGCUCCGGCCUGACGACCGCCCCAACAUAACACCCUACACGCCCCCGCGCAACGAGUCACAGCGAGAGAUCCGAGAUAAACAACCAGACACCGCGAGGACUCGAAGACUGCGCCUCUGCACCCGACAAGAUGCUUCGCAAGAAGGAGGUGUACACGACCAUCACGCCAAUUCCCGGCUUCAUCCCCCGCCAGCUCGCCAUCGACAUCCUGCACUCCCACUCCGAGGUCAUCACCCUCAACCCCCUCGUCCUCGACCACAAGCCCAUCAAGGCGCCCCGCGAUGCCGCCUCGGACGAGUACUACUCGACCUGGUACGAGAUCAGCCAGCGCAUCCAGUACAUCCCCGGCAUCGGCAAGAUGGGCUCCGGCAAGAUCAGCUUCAACGGCUGCUUCCACGACAUGCCCUGGGGCCUGCAGACCCACACCUACGCGCCCAUGAACAUCGACAUCCGCAUCAAGUACCGCAUCGACGGCAACCAGCCCGGCAUCGAACCCCCGCAGCCCCCCGAGAUCGGCAUGUCCGGCCUCGGAGUCCCCGCCGACGGCCUCUACCUGCGCGAGGACAUUGAGAUCCGCUGCAACGUCACCAUGGUCGCCUUCGUCAAGACUCAGCAAAAGGCCGCGAGCAAGGAGAUGGUGUCGCGCAUCAUCAAGAAGGCCGAGCUGCUCGACGCCGGCGUGCUGCAGGCCAUGAUCGAGGACGGCAAGCUCAAGACCUUCAACCCGGCCGAUCGCACCAACACGGCCGCCCAGUCCGGAAUGCGCUCCCCCACCUUGCGCCACCAGCGCCCCGACGGCAGUCCGAGACCCGAGUCGUACUCUCCUUCCAACGCCUACCAUGUGCCGAGACCCGUGUCGGCGCAGCAGAACCUCAGACCUGGAUCGCAGGGCGGCUAUGGCCACCAGUACGGCCACCAGUACAGCCAGUCGGCCGAGCUGCAGUCCCACACGUACCAGAGCGCGCCCCAGACGUCCUUCGUUGCCGAAUUACCGGGCAACUUUUACCACCCGAACCCGCAGCAGCAGCAGCAGCAGUCCAACAACUCGCAGCCGUCGCCCGGCCUGCACCCCGACCGCGACUCCAUGUCGCAGCAGUCCCAGCUGUCGCCUGACCCCAACUCCUGGCGCUGGUCCCAAGGCCAACGGAGCCCCUCGCAGCAGAGCUCGCGCCCGACGAGCAUGGCGUCGUCCGAGGCGAGCAGCGGCUUCGCAAGCCCCUCGCUCGACCACAAGGGCUUCUCGUCCGAGCUGCCCACGCACCCCGAGACACAGGAGGAGCACCGCGGGAACCCCACCAAGGCGAUGGAGGCGUCGAGGCACCGGGUCAACGGCCCCCAGGCCUACCAGGCCUACCAGGCCUACAGCUAUAACCCUCAGGACUAUGCACCGCCGGGACGGUAGUCGGCCGUCGCAGCCGACACUCGUAAU